Molecule: messenger RNA, 1200 nt
Organism: Leptosia nina
Lineage: Eukaryota; Metazoa; Arthropoda; Insecta; Lepidoptera; Pieridae
Source: the annotation of a GenBank genome assembly
AUGUUCGUACCGAGGGAGGUCAUUAAACGGAACUUUGUCGAGACCGCAAACGCUACCGUGCCGGAGUUCAAGCCGAUAUCAGAUGCACAGAUAACAAAAAUCAAUCUGAUCAUGAAAGAUCUCUUAACCACGACGCCAACGAAGUACAGACACGGCAGACAUCUUGACAACGAUGUGAGCAAGACGAAAGAUGCGGUAACCGAGCUGCCAGAGAAAGAUAGGAAAUACGAUGAUGGGUGUCCCCAAGGUGGGACGUGCGAGUUCUUUCUGUCGUGCUGGAUGAAAGGUGGCCUGCUGGAAGGCUCUUGCGGGGGACUGCUAAAGAGCUGUUGCCACAGAGUAGCGAAGUCCGGUAUUCUUGGAGUGCAAGACUCGAAUAGUAUAGAAUCGCCAUUUGAAGGCUUCAGUUACGGCCCAGUUAUUAACGACGAGAGCUGCGGCGUAGCAGUAAGUAAGCAGACGGCGCAGAGAAGGAUAGUGGGUGGUGAUGACGCUGGCUUCGGUACCUUCCCCUGGCAGGCCUACAUAAGGAUAGGAUCAUCCAGAUGUGGCGGUUCUCUUAUAUCCCGGCGUCAUGUGGUCACGGCGGGACAUUGUGUUGCGCGUGCGCAACCCCGUCACGUGAGAGUCACGCUGGGCGAUUACGUCAUCAAUUCUGCCGCGGAGCCGUUACCUGCUUAUACGUUUGGAGUCCGAACUAUUAAGGUUCACCCCCUCUUCAAAUUCACACCGCAAGCAGAUCGCUUCGAUGUUGCCGUCCUCACCUUGGACAGAAAUGUUCAUUAUAUGCCUCAUAUUGCCCCAAUCUGCCUGCCAGAGCGAGGGUCGGACUUCCUCGGUCAGUAUGGCUGGGCAGCUGGUUGGGGCGCCCUCAGCCCUGGCUCGAGGCUUCGCCCCCGAACGCUGCAAGCGGUUGAUGUGCCCGUUCUUGACAAUAGGGUCUGCGAGCGCUGGCAUAGAGCUAAUGGUAUAAAUGUAGUAAUAUACCCAGAAAUGCUAUGCGCGGGAUACCGCGGUGGCGGCAAAGACAGCUGUCAAGGUGACAGCGGCGGUCCGCUGAUGCUGGAGCGCGCGGGAAGGUGGUACCUCAUCGGCGUCGUUUCCGCCGGAUAUUCGUGCGCUAGUCGUGGGCAACCUGGGAUCUACCACAGAGUAGCGCACACUGUAGACUGGAUUUCACAUGCCACUACACUAGCGUAG